UGUACGUAACUUCAAAAGGAACGCAAUGGAACUAUCAGUUAUCGCUUUGCUCCUGCUGGGAUUUGUGAACUUUUCGUGGCAAAAUGAGCGCACACACAGAGUCAGGACGUCUCUUGGAGACAUACGCGGAUAUUAUAAGAUUUCUCGACAUGGUAGGAAAUACGAGGCGUACGAAGGUAUUCCCUAUGCGCAACCGCCUGUUGGAAAACUUAGGUUCGAACCACCGCAGCCCGUACAAGAAUGGAUAAAUGAGUUACCCGCCGUGGAGAAAGGUUCUAUUUGCACCCAAUAUGAUAUAUUAUCUACCCCUCAAAAUGGAGACAAAGUUACGGGAUGUGAGGAUUGCUUAUAUAUGAAUAUUUAUAUACCGUUCAGGAAUGGCAAUGAAUCCUUGUUACCAGUGAUGUUUUGGAUUCACGGAGGAGGUUAUCAGUUUGGUAGCGGAAACGAAGUUAACGAAACGCUUAUAAUGGACCGUGAUGUUAUCCUGGUCACGUUUAAUUAUCGUCUAGCAUUCUUUGGCUUUUUCAGUACCGGUGACAGUGUAGUACCUGGAAAUAUGGGAUUGAAAGAUCAGAACAUGGCUUUGCGUUGGGUGCAUGAUCAUAUUAGAAAUUUCGGUGGCGAUCCGAACCAAACAACUAUUUUUGGUUUCAGUACAGGUAGUGCUAGCGUCCAUUAUCAUUAUUUGUCACGCUUAAGUGCUGGUCUUUUCCAAAGAGGAAUAUCGAUAAGUGGCGUGGCACUCACUCCUUGGGCACAGACAAAAUAUGCUCCUGACAGGGCUAAAAGAUUCGCAGCUAUUUUAGGAUGUCCAACACGUAAUACAAAAGAAAUGGUCGAUUGUCUCCAAACUCGUCCUGCGCGAAUUAUAUCGCAAGCUGUUAGCGAACUGCCUGAUCAUUGUGUACCUUUUGGACCAGUUGUUGACAAAUAUGGACCCAACCCUUUUAUUACACGUUCGCCAAUCGAUAUUAUCGUUAGUGGCGAAGCAUACGAUGCUCCCUGGAUUUCUGGAGUAGUUAGCGAAGAAGGAUUAUGCAUCUCAGCAGAAUUCGUUGGUAAUGAUCAACAGUUGAAGCAGUUGAACGAUGACUGGGAUAAUAUUGCACCAUAUUUACUUGACUAUAACGAUACUCUUCCUCUUAAUCAACAUAAAGAGGUUGCGGAAAAAAUUAGGAAGUAUUAUUUGGGAUCUGAACCUAUUGACAGUAACACAUCAUUGUCGGUGACACAUAUGAUAGGUGAUCGGAUGUUCGCCGUUGAUUUUCAGAAAGCUGUCAUUUUGCACGCAAAAAUUAACAAAAGUCCGGUGUGGACUUAUUACUACAGUUACAGAUCUAUGCAUAGUGUUAGUGAAAUUGUGAGUGGUGGUUCUACCAAGAACUUUGGGGUAAGCCAUGGAGAUGAUGCAUAUCUUGUGUUUGAUACUAGAAUUUCAAACGUUUCGAGGCCGAAUGACUUAAAAAUGCAACAAAUAUUGCUCGAUUUUUACACGUCAUUUGCUAUAGAGGGUAAACCACGUUCCGGCGAUGUUCAAUGGCAAACAUUAGAUCCCAAUGAAAAAGAAUUUCAAUAUCUUCAUAUAGCUAAUCCACGAAACAUAAAGAUGGAAACUAGUAGCGACUUUGCAAACAUAAACUUCUGGAAUACGAUCGAUUUUAAUGAAAACAAAAUAACUGGGCAGGAGUAACAAAGAAGAAGCAAAUAAACUUAGCUGCUAUUUCCUAGCUGUUUAUUUUUAGCAAAACUAUUAACCAUGUAUGUGAAAUAAAUCAGCAAAUUUUU
Bombus pascuorum is the source of this 1788-nucleotide messenger RNA. RefSeq names its product carboxylic ester hydrolase. The transcript is spliced from 8 exons. The record is from RefSeq and is a predicted model, not a curated record. Bases 26 to 1693 code for a protein of 555 amino acids. Lineage: Eukaryota; Metazoa; Arthropoda; Insecta; Hymenoptera; Apidae.